GCCGGUGCGGUGAUUGUUGACCUUUGACCCUAGAAUUGUAGCUCGGGGAUUAGUUGUGAAAUGGCGGACAGACGACGUCGGAGGAGAGUUCGGCUUGAUGACAGUGAAACCAAGGAAGGGGAUGACAUUGCAAAUAGCUCAGGAGAUGAGAGUGAUACAAUCUUGGAUGAAGAUGAGGAAUCUGAUUAUGCCAGUGCAGAUGAAGUGGAAGCUCCAUUAAGUACUAAUCAACAAUUAGACGAUAAUGAUAAGGAGGUAGCGGCAGAGCCAAUAUCUCCUGAUGAUAUAGCAAGGACAGAAGACCAGCCUGGAGGAAAAGGGGACACACUGAAUCCUUCCACUAAAGAUGAAACAGAAUCUCCUCCCAUUUCUUCUAAUUUGGAGGAUAAUCUUGCAUCUGCUCCUACCAAUACUCCUUCAGAUACUGUGGAGGCUCAAGAUGUGCCUGAACCACAACCUGCGAAGACGACACCUGAUGCUCUUCAUGAAACCACCCUAGGAAAGCAAGUGCCGGAAGAACCAGAAGCACCUGGGGCUAAUGAAGUCUUACAAACGGAAGUUGUUGGAGAAUCUAUUACUACUCCUGCAGUUGAAGGAACCCAGGAAGAUACUAGUCAUGAUGCCUCCAUAAAUGUACAACAAGAACCAGAUAAAGGAGAGCAGUUGGAAAACACUAUUUCAGAAAAUAGAUUAGAACCAGAGAAAGAUGAAGGUGUAGAACAAUUAGAAGAAAAAGUAGAAGAGGCUUAUCCAAGCAACAAAGACGUCAUCCAGGAUGAAAACGUAGAGGUGGAUCAACGUUUACCUGAAGAGGAGGCAGAGAUACAAGAGAGUGAUGUUGGCAACGAAAGGAUAUCAGCUGGGGAAGACAGUAGAGAAUUAAAUGAGAAUGAAGACAAAUUGGAGGAAGGAGAGAUAGAAAAGGAAGAAGAGCUGGAAGAAGGAGAGAUAGAAGAAGAAGAUCUUGAAGAGGGAGAGAUUCGCGAUGAGGAUGAAGAUGCGGAAGAUGCUCCGGAUGAAGAAAGACAGAGUGGAGAUGGAGAGGAAGCACCUCAGGAUCUGGAUGAUGAUGAAGAUAGAAAGAAUCCUCAGUUUGUACCAAGGAAAGGACCCUAUUAUAUGCAUGAUAGCAGGACAAUGAGUGAUGAUGAAGAGAAGGAACAAGAAACCAAGCCAAAGGAGAAGAAAAAGCUAUGGCAGAAUGAGGAUCGCUGGAGACACGAUCGAUUUGUUGAAGAAGAUCAAGCCCCCAAGUCCAGUCAAGAGCUACGUGACAUUUAUGGGAUGGACAUAAGGAGGAAGAAGCUAGAAGAUGUACCAAUACCUACCAGGGGGCGUGGUAGGGGGCGCGGCAGAGGAAGAGGACGGGGUAGAGGGAGAGGAAGGGGAUUUAGGAGGAGAGAUGAGGAAGAUGAGGAUAGUGAGGGGUGGACCGAGUCAAGGCCUAGAAGGCCUGUCUACAACAGAGAACCGGAGCCUCCAUCUAGAGAUAACCUGCAAAAAGAAGAGGAGUGGCCAAGUCUACCACAGGAAGAAAAUAAAACAGUGCCAAAGAAGACUAUUCGUUCUCAGACACAAAACAGUUCCUGGGCUAUGGAAGCAGAGCAGGAAGAAGCCAGGCAAAACUCUAGAGAAUCUUACAGGGAAGAGGAACAAGGAUAUGAUGAAAGCUACUCAAAGGAAAGAUAUGCUGAUGAUAGGGGACGGAGUGAUAGGAGGAUAGGUAGAGGACGCGGUUACCGUGGAAAUCGUCGAGGGUACCAAGAGGAGCGUAAUGAACAACAAGAGCAGCGGAGUGUAGAUAGGGGUGAAGGGGAUAGCAACGAUUACGAGAGACAAUGGGGAUUCAAGGGUCCGGAAGGAUCCAGAAGAACUGGUAGAAUCAGUGGUCGGGGAGACAGCAGAAGUGCCGAAGAGCGGGCACAUGAUGCUUACCUUGAGAGACAGAAUCGUAGAAACGAACGCCACAGAAACGAUACUUCAACAACAGAAUUUAAUCGUGAUGAUUAUGAACGCACUGGUCGACAAAGUAAGCGUGAACCGGACUAUGGGUCUGAGAGGAGAGACCAUCAGCAGGAUGAUGUUCGGAGAGAUAAUUUUUAUGACAGGAGAGAACAAGAUAUCAACAAAGGACACAAGCAACAAUGGGUUAAUAGCAAUUAUAGAUCAGAACCAGCAAGUUCUGGUGGACGCUAUAGACAUAAUUAUAAUCAACAGGAUGAGAGAUAUGAGACUAGGUAUGAACAACGGAAUACUCGAAAUGAUCAUAGGGACAGAAGAUAUGAAAGUCAGGAUGCCAGAUAUGAUACACAGGAAACAUAUUCAGAUAAAAGGAGGCAAGGUACUGACUAUAGAGAUAACCGCCGGCAUGAAACAUCACAUAGAGCAGGUGGACGGGCCCCAUCCUCAGAGGAUGUUGAAGAAAGCCGAAGUGGAGAACCUGUGAGAGAAGUAGAAAGGGAAGAGAGCCAACCACGCAGGCAGCGAGAAAGCAAAGCUUAUUCAAGGGAUCGUCGUCAAAGAAGUACAAGGCAGGAGAGCAAGGAAGCCCCUAUAGAGCAGAUUGAAGAACAGGAGAUGGAAGGGCUGAGAAAUCUAGUGAAAGAACUUAAGGUUUCCAUUCAAGAUAACACUGCCUGGAGUCAUGGUGAUCAAGAUGUGCAGUCCAAACUAGAAACAAUGCCUAUUAUUGAACCUGUGGGAGUAGAAGUUGCGGUUGAUGGACAAGAAGAAUCACGACAGGAGAGAUAUGACAGGAGAGAGAGAGGGCGCCCCAAAAGGUAUUCAUCUCAGCGACAGAGAAGUCAAGAUGGACCAGUUGGUCCAGCUGAACAGCCAUCUAGAGGAGGAAGAGAUAGAGGCUACCAGAGCAGAGGGGACUACCUCGCCCAUACCCCUCCCCCACAGCCCCCACCGAUGACAUCACCUCAUGUCCACCACCCCACCCCAGUGAGUGGAGCAGACCCCCAUGUAUUAGCAGGUAGUCCAGAGUCAAGGAUGGUUCCACCCCCUCACCCUCCCCCUCAUGAUGUCAUGAUGCCACCACCUGACAUGCAUGCUGGUAUGAGGCCUCCAGCACCAGGCGGUCACCUCCCCAGUGCAGCCUUCUUCAGUCCUAACCACCCUCCACCCCAGAUGGCCCAACCUCCCCAUCCCAACCAGCUACCUCCUCCUCAGUUUGUAGGCGGACCUGUCAUGUUUGUUGGACACCAUUACCCUGUCAUGGGAUCACAGCAGGUGCCUCCUCCUCCUCCCCAGCAGGUCCCGCCUCCCCAGCAACCGGUCCCGCCUCCUCAACAGGUCCCAGUUCAGCAUUACUCAACCGUACCUCCACAGGGUGGUCCUCCUCCAAACCGUCAACACAACCAACGACGUCCCCCUCUUCCCCAAGGACCACCUCCACCAUCCCAGCCACCACCACGCCAGCCAUCUUCAUCACGCCCAGGUCCACCACCCCUGAUGGGAGGAGAUGAUGCCCCUAACCUUCAAGGGGGACCACCCCUCCCAGGGGCUCAGAUGGUAGGGGGAAUCACCUACUACUCACCUGAGUUACAGCAGAGCAUGAAGAGAGCACCGCCCGCAAGAAGACAGGCCAACCCACUUCCUAUUGAAGUGCCACCAGAUAGAGGCAGCAGACGAAGAUCUGAUGACCGUAGUUGAUUAUGAAGAAGAGCUUAGUUUCAAUUGUUCUUUUUGAUGAUCCUCCUGGGUGAUCGAAUGACAGUCUUGUUUUGCUGUUCUACAUUUAAUGAUCAGAUGGUAAACUUAUGUAUGGAGUCACCUUCAAAUUUUGAUAAUUUGUAAAGUGGUUAGUACAUUUUGACAUUGCAGUCUAUGAGUAGUUAAUAACCUUUUUGGCAAUCUACAUACUGGCUUGCUAUCUGUGGUUCGUGCACAAGAUGGAAAGGUUGACAUGUAUGUGUGGGCUCUGCAACAAGAUUUAUAUUUAUGCGUAGUUCUUGAUCGCAGAGGUAGUUCUGUUAAGUAGCAACAAAUAAACGCUCUUGGAAGACAUCCACAGUUUAAAAAAAAAGCCUGCAAUAAAAAUUGUUGGAUCGUGAUAGGCACAUCUCUUUAUCAUAAUUUGUUUCUGAAUACUCUGUAUGUUGUAGAGUGAAGUAAUUUUUUGUUAGAAACGCAUAAUCAUCUUGCACUAUUAAAGAACUAUGGUAAAAUUAGUAGACGUAUUCAAUACGUUGAAACAAAGUUAUUGAAAAUUUCAUACAAAUAUACUUUUGAGCAAUAAAUAAUCUAAUUCCCGACUGUUUUAUAUGUUCUUGUGAUGUGUAAAACUGAAAUUAAAUUCUUCUUUUGCUAUUUUUAUGUUCCUUGAUACUUCAGUUUAGUUUAUUUAAUGUUUUGCUGUUAUUGUUCAUAAGGAAAUAAUGAAUAUAAUGAAAGGGUAUAGCUAAUUCCAGAGUGUUACAGUCUGAAAUGAUAUUUUCUUGGUGGUUAAUCUUAGAAAUUAAGAAGCUUGAAAAUAUAACCUGAAAAUUUUGUAGGUUGUUCUUGAAUGUGUUGUAUUGAACUCUGCCAUGAAAGGUGUCAGAGGCAAUGAGUUUUAAAAUCAUUCUUCAGAGAAAAAAUACCUUUAUUAGCUAAGGUCUGUGUAUUGAACUUAUUUCCAUAGCCUUAAUUUGAGUCAAAAUAAUUUCUGGGUGAGCAUCACUUAUAAUCUAGCUCACAUUCAUUUGUAGAAGAAACAUGGAUAUUAAAUCAAAUUAUUAUGUAAGAUAUAUUUGUAAUUUGGAAAUUAUGUUUUUUUAUUUUUUAUUUUGGAUGGUUGACUAAUUAGAGAUGUAUUUUAGUUUGUCACUAAAAGAUACUGCAGCUUGGAAUAAAUGUGAGAAGCGAAAGUCUUGAAUCACCCUAAUUUUUCAAUUCAUAAGACAGAUACUUCAGUUUCUUUUAUACUACAAAAGAAGGCACAAUGAAAACAAAACCAGUCUUUAUUUAUAACACGUUUUAUUGGGUCCAAAUGCAACCCAUGUCACAUUUUUCUCUUCAUACACUUUCUAUUUUACAAGUAUAUGUACACACAGACAGCUUGUCAAAGUAUCUGAUUAGAAUAUAUAUCAAGAGUAUUUCAAGAACAAUAUAAGCUCUGUUCCCAUUGCUUACAAAUGGUCCAUUAAUAUUCACUAUGAACAAUUAUCCACAGUGCUGAGUCUAUCUGUUCACAUAUUGCAUGACCAUUAUAGACAGCGAUGGGAACACAGCCUGAUAGUAUGCAUACGCUUUGCAUGAAUCAUGCAAAAUUGAGGGUACACAUGACACAAUACAGGAUAAUGAUAUAUAAGGAGAUAUGGAAGCACAGAACUGUAUACAACCUUAGGAAAUUGAUUAAGACUGCAUACACUAAACUGUAUACAACCUUAGGAAAUUGAUUAAGACUGCAUACACUAAACUGUAUACAAUCUUAGGAUAAGGUUAAGGACUGCAUGCACUUAACUGUAUACAGUCCUUAUGAAAAUUGAUAGGACUGUAUACAAUUUUAGGACAAUAAUUGUUUACAACUAUUGUUUGAAGGAUGCAUUUAUAUUUGACAUGUAAAUUGUUACUGUUAGAAAUUAAUGAAAUAUGAAACGUACAAACUGUUAAAUAUUGUUGGCAAGUGAAAAAAUCCAGUAAUAUUUUUUUAGACAUAACUUGUUAUAUGAUGAUUAUCUCCCAUGAUAAGAAUGUAUUUAUGCUGAAUAUUAAUAGUUGAACAUUCUGUAGUUAAACUGUGUUAUUGUUAUAUCAUUGCAUUAAAUCAAUCACAUUGGAAAUACUAGUAAAGUUUGUGCCAGAAAAAAAAUGGCCGAUGUUAAAAGAAGAACAUGUUUGAUGUUUGAUAGUAUAGUUUUCAAGAGAAAAACUUGUUUUUAUGAUAAAUCUUUAAUAUCUGAGAUUUGUAGUUUUCUUUGAAAACAGUUGCUAACUGAAAGGCAAAUACAAUAAAAAUAGAAAGAAAUUACCUUUCUGUUGGUGGGUCUGUUUUUUCCCAAGCAAGAUUUAUUAGGACGGAUUCUGAAAAGUUGUUUUAAAAGGGAAAGAAGGUAGGUAAUGAGCAUUUGGAAAUGACAUUUAAUUUAAGGGAUUUCAGAUUGACAAUGAUACCUAAGAAAUCAACAAUAGCAAGGUCUGAAGUACCUAAUAAAAUAGUGAUAUAAUUAUUUUGAAGGUGUUAUCAAUAGUGUAAAAAAGAAGUUUUUGAAUAGUUCAAAACAUUUCUUUAAAAAAAAUGUUUCUUAUUAAGUGUUCAGAGUUUCAGAAUAGAUUAUUAGAAAGGAAGUGUAUAUUCAGUCAUAUUAACAUGGUGAUCUUCAGCCUAUGAGAGAAGAUAUAAAACAGAUAGCAAGAAAUAUCUUUUUCAAGUAUUUUAUUGUGUCUUAUAUUAGUUAUUAUAGUUGUGUGCUUACUUUUAUACCAAAUCAUUUUACAUUUUUUUCUUUUCCCUCUCAUUAAUUCAUCCAUGUUUAAGGUAUUUGUUUAACAUUAAAUCUUAACAUAAUUCUGUGCAUAAUUUUGAAAAUGUUACCUUUUUUGUAAAUCUUGAAAUAUGUUAGAAGUCAACAUGAUUUCAAAGGUUAAAAGAAUAUGAAUCAUUUAUACCAUAA
Molecule: messenger RNA, 6602 nt
Organism: Lytechinus pictus (painted urchin)
Lineage: Eukaryota; Metazoa; Echinodermata; Echinoidea; Temnopleuroida; Toxopneustidae
Product: protein CASC3-like
Exons: 13
Coding region: 61-3660 (1199 amino acids)
Biological process (GO): mRNA processing
Cellular component (GO): exon-exon junction complex
Molecular function (GO): mRNA binding
Source: RefSeq, a predicted model, not a curated record